This is a messenger RNA of Vicia villosa (hairy vetch), 2248 nucleotides long. Its product is annotated as mannan endo-1,4-beta-mannosidase 6-like. The transcript has 5 exons. Gene Ontology annotation, molecular function: hydrolase activity, hydrolyzing O-glycosyl compounds. The coding region runs from base 16 to 1404 and encodes 462 amino acids. NCBI's taxonomy places the organism in Eukaryota, Viridiplantae, Streptophyta, Magnoliopsida, Fabales, Fabaceae. The record is from RefSeq and is a predicted model, not a curated record.
CUGCCCGGGUAACAUAUGGAAGCUCUCAACGGAUUCCGAUUAUGUGUUAUUUCCGUUCUCAUUUUUCUCACUACUCUUACUCAAACCUUAAGCUCAACUGCAUUUCAUGACACUCAAAAUGAAGACUGGGAGAGCUAUGUUAGUAUACCAAACACCAUCUUAACUUAUGGGAGUGAAAUGGAGGAGGCUGAAUGGCAGAUGGUGCAAAAGAAAGGAAACCAAUUUGUAGUGAAUGGACAACCAUUUUACGUAAACGGAUUCAACACUUACUGGAUGAUGGUAUUUGCCGCCGAUGAGUCCACAAGAGGAAAGGUCACUGAUGUGUUCAAACAUGCAUCCUCUGUUGGUAUGUCAGUUUGUAGGACUUGGGCCUUCAAUGAUGGUCAGUGGAGAGCCCUUCAGAAAUCUCCAUCAGUUUAUGAUGAAGAGGUGUUCAAGGCUCUGGAUUUUGUAGUGAGUGAAGCAAAGAAAUACAGAAUCAGACUCAUAUUAUCAUUGGUUAACAAUUGGGACUCAUAUGGUGGAAAAGCACAAUAUGUCAAGUGGGGUAAUGCUGCUGGCCUUAACUUGACCUCGGAUGAUGACUUUUUUUCACAUCCAACCCUCAUAGGCUACUACAAGGACCAUGUUAAGACGGUACUCAAUAGAGUUAACACAUUCACAAAUAUCACUUAUAAGGAUGAUCCAACUAUUUUUGCUUGGGAAUUAAUGAAUGAACCUCGAUGCACCUCUGAUUCCUCGGGUGAUAAGUUACAGGAAUGGAUACAAGAGAUGGCAUUCUAUGUGAAAAGUGUUGAUCCAAAACACCUAGUGGAGAUUGGCCUAGAAGGAUUUUAUGGACCCUCAACACCUCAAAGAUUUCAGUUCAACCCAAAUACACUUGCUCAACAAGUUGGAACUGAUUUUAUAAGAAACCACCAGGUUCUAGGCGUCGAUUUCGCUUCUGUUCACAUAUAUCCAGACUCUUGGAUUUCACAAUCAGUUGAUGAUAGCCAUAUCCCAUUUGUGAAGUCAUGGAUGGAAUCCCACAUAGAUGACGCUGAAAAGUAUCUUGGAAUGCCAGUUGUUUUUGGUGAGUUUGGUGUAUCUGCAAAAGAUCCAGGUUAUAAUUCAACAUAUAGAGAUACACUUAUAAACACAGUUUACAAGACAAUUCUAAACUCAACAAAGAAAGGAGGUAGUGGUGCUGGAAGCCUUUUGUGGCAGUUCUUUCCAGAUGGAACGGAUUACAUGGACGACGGUUACGCAAUUGUUCUCUCAAAAGCUCCUUCAACUUCAAGCAUGAUAUCUCUUCAAUCCACAAGGCUUGCUCUAUUCAACUCCCUAUGCUCUGAGAGAUGUCAUUGGGGUUGUAACAAGAAAAAAGUGUUGCAAAAAGUACUCUAUCACGACGAUGAGCUUUAACUUCAGUUUGAAAAUGAUGCAACAGCUUAUAAAAUAUACAUACAUACGAGGAUUUGUCAUGAUAUUAUGUUUUGUAAGAAAAUGAUGCCAAUAGUGUCUUUACUUUAUUUGCUGUGUGACAUAAAGUGCAGUUACAUCCAUAUUUAUAAAUGGUGUUGGUCAUAAGUAUCUUAGGACAUCCAGAAAUAUUAUUGUUUAUGAAGGAAGAAAAUGUAAUAUGAAUAGAAGACCGACAAUAUUUAUAUCGAAGGAAGAAAAUGUAACAUGAUUAGAUGGUUAUAUUUUGUAUAUAGAGUCGACAUGUGUAUCAUAUCAUAGUCUGUGAUUUCUAAAGAGAAUCCUAUCCUACUUACUCUUUAACUAAAUAUUAUUUAGACAACAAAUAAGGUUUAAUGAUACCUUUUUAAGAAUGACUUUAUCCUUAGAUUUGGGAAUCAACUGUGUAGCCUUGGAUCUUCCCCUCUUGUCCACCUCUUGAUCGACCACAUUCUUUGGCACCAAAAAAACCAGAAUAAACAACACCAAAGGACCCUUAUUCUAAGGAGGAUGUGAAGGAUGUUAGGAGGGAAAUUCAGAUUAUGCAUCAUUUGGCUGGUCAUAAGAAUAUUGUUACCAUUAACGGUGCUUAUGAGGAUUCACUUCAUGUUCAUAUUGUUAUGGAGCUUUGUUCUGGAUGUGAGUUGUUUGAUCGGAUUAUCCAGAGAGGAAGGUGGCUGGGUUGACCAAAAUUCUUGCUGCCUCAGGUCAAGUUGUCACUGAUGCAGUUGGCAGCCCAUAUUAUGUUGAUCCUGAGGUUCUCCUCAAGCAUUAUUGUAUACACUCAAUUGUAUUCAAAUUAUUUCCA